This is a messenger RNA of Paracoccidioides brasiliensis Pb18, 576 nucleotides long. RefSeq lists its product as uncharacterized. The record is from RefSeq and is a predicted model, not a curated record. The coding region runs from base 1 to 576 and encodes 191 amino acids. The transcript has 2 exons.
AUGUCUUCAGCUCUCACAAGCUCCUCACUCUCCCUCCCAAACACGGCACCCGAGCCUGAACACCAGCGCGGGCUCGAACACAACAAGCGAACUGCUUCACCUAGACGGUAUCCCAGAUAUUCACAACUGAGAAAAAUGUAUAGAACUAUAUAUGUAGAACCUGGUUGUGUCUGGAUUCCCAGGUUCUCAAUCCAAUCCCAGGACACAACAGGCGAGCGUCAUCAUGAUCGUGUUAUGCAGGUGGCUGCUCCAUCACCCAGCAACGCGGUAACCAAGGGAACACGGCCUUGCUCGUCUAGAUGGCGGGAGGUAAUGCGGAGUACGAAGGAGUGGUAUAGUGUUUAUUUUCGAUAUGAGGUAGGAUAUAAGGUGGGACGGGGGAUGCCCAACGAGAAAGGAGUUAUUAAUUGGACUCCGAUACUCCGCACUGGAGAUAUUUAUGCUGGCGAUGCAGGGUCGCGAGCUAGCUAUGGCGUGUCAUUGCAUACGCAGCAUACACGGGGGAGAUUGACCGAUGUGAUGGGUGUUGUUCCGAGAGUUACAAACGCUGGGCAAAUCAUAUCAAUAUUGAUAUAG